AUGCCUGCACCAAUAUCAUUAUCUAAUCUUCGUAUUCUUAUUCAUCCUCAUUAUUCAAUCAAUAUAAUCUUAUCUGUUAGUUAUCUUCUACUGAAACAAUUGCUUCCUGGAUCUUUAAGUGCAUAUAUUUUCUUGAACGAUGCAAUAACAACACAAGAUACUCAAGUUCUAUUACUUUUAGCAACAAUAAUAACAAUCCGUGGACGAAAAGCAUUAACAUGGUUACAUUACAUUGAUAAUGUUUGUAAAUACUCAAAAAUGGCUAAUUGCCUUUUAUUCUAUCGUGAAGAUUCCUAUGUUUUAUUGAUAUUCUAUAUCAUUGUAUGCCUACUUCAUUUUCUUUUUUUCCCUCCACCUGAACCAUCGGGAAAAACAAAUAUAUUUCAUUAUCGUGCAAAUAAUUUAGAUAAUGAAAUUCGUGCUGAUCCUCGCUUAAUGUGGCUUGUUUGUUUUUAUGCUCCAUGGUCUCCUCCAUGUCAAAAUUUUUCAAGCGUUUUUGUUGAUUUAUCAACACGUUUUGGCGAUUUAAAAACAUUUAAAUUUGUUAAAUUUGAUGUUAAUCGAUAUCCAACUGAAGCAACGAAAUUUAAAAUAGAUACAUCAACAUUUUCCAAGCAAUUACCAUCUGUUGUUUUAUUUCAAGAUGGAAAAGAAGUGAAACGACGACCACAAAUUGAUAUUAAAGGACGAGUCUUAGAUUCACAACGUUUAUUAACAGCUGAUUACUUAAUUGAUGAGUUUGGUCUUGCCGAACUUUACACAAAAGAAGCGAAUAAAAUAAAAACGAAUACCAAGAAACAACAAUGA
Rotaria socialis is the source of this 807-nucleotide messenger RNA. The record is from the annotation of a GenBank genome assembly. Lineage: Eukaryota; Metazoa; Rotifera; Eurotatoria; Philodinida; Philodinidae.